Chaetura pelagica (chimney swift) is the source of this 1266-nucleotide messenger RNA. It is a transcript of the gene ADPGK, whose product is annotated as ADP-dependent glucokinase. The transcript has 8 exons. Gene Ontology annotation, cellular component: endoplasmic reticulum. The record is from RefSeq and is a predicted model, not a curated record. Bases 1 to 1266 code for a protein of 421 amino acids. Gene Ontology annotation, molecular function: ADP-specific glucokinase activity. NCBI's taxonomy places the organism in Eukaryota, Metazoa, Chordata, Aves, Apodiformes, Apodidae. Gene Ontology annotation, biological process: glucose metabolic process.
AUGCGUGAAAGUGUCAACGCCUGUGUGGACGUGGUUCUGUCCGGUGUGAAGCUGUUAGAAGCACUUGGGCUUGAACCUGGAGAUGGACAGAAUCAUGCAGUUUUGACCUCCAGGCAGGACCUGCAGGAAGCGUUCGCGCACUUCAUGGGCAAGGGCGCGGCUGCCGAGCGCUUCUUCAGCGACGCGGAGUCCUUCCACCACAUUGCACGGGCGGCCUCCCAGCACCCCGGGGCACAGCUCUAUGUGGGAGGAAAUGCUGCUCUCAUUGGUCAGAAGCUUGCAACAAAUCCAGACCUGAAGAUCCUCCUUUGUGGCCCAGUUGGUCCUAAACUCCAUGAACUACUUGAUGACAAUGUGGUUGUGCCACCUGAAUCCAUGCAGGAGAGAGAUGAAUUCCAUCUUAUCUUGGAGUAUCAAGCAGGUGAAGAGUGGGGACAGGUGAGAGCACCCAAUGCCAACCGCUUCAUCUUCUCCCACGACCUGUCAAAUGGCGCCUUAAACAUGUUGGAGGUGUUUGUGUCCAGCUUGGAUGAGUUUCAGCCAGAUCUUGUGGUGCUUUCAGGACUUCACAUGAUGGAAGGCCAGAGCAAGGAGAUGCGGCAGAGACGACUUAUGGAGGCUGUGGCUUCCAUCUCAGAUAUCCCCACGGACAUUCCCAUACACCUGGAGUUGGCCAGCAUGACAGAUCAGGAUUUUAUGAGCAAUAUUAUUCAUCAGGUCUUUCCCCUGGUCAACUCCAUUGGGCUCAACGAGCAGGAGCUGCUGUUCCUCACCCAGGCUGCCUCUGGCCCCCACGCCUCCCUUGUCUCCUGGAGCGGAGUUCCCGACGUGGGUGUAGUCAGUGACAUCCUCUUCUGGAUCCUGAAGGAGCACGGGAAGAUGGCAGAGAGGGCCUCUGACCUCACACGGAUCCACUUCCACACCCUGGCCUAUCACAUCCUGGCCACAGUGGACGGGCACUGGGGCAACCAGGCGGCGGCUGUGGCAGCCGGAGCCAGAGCCGCGGGGACUCAGGCCUGCGCCACCGAAACCAUUGACACCAACAGAGUCUUUCUUAAAGCUCCUUUGGAGUUUGACACCUCCCAGAUUGAGGCACCUUCCAAAAUCUCUUUAAAUCCAGAUGAGCCAGUGGUGCACUGGCACAGAGAAGGCAUCUCAUUCCAUUUCACUCCAGUUUUGGUGUGUAAGGAUCCGGUGCGGACCGUGGGGCUCGGGGAUGCCAUUUCAGCUGAAGGACUCCUGUACUCAGAAGUGUAUCCACAGUAG